Toxorhynchites rutilus septentrionalis is the source of this 6527-nucleotide messenger RNA. RefSeq names its product HEAT repeat-containing protein 1 homolog. The transcript is spliced from 4 exons. Lineage: Eukaryota; Metazoa; Arthropoda; Insecta; Diptera; Culicidae. The record is from RefSeq and is a predicted model, not a curated record. Gene Ontology annotation, biological process: maturation of SSU-rRNA from tricistronic rRNA transcript (SSU-rRNA, 5.8S rRNA, LSU-rRNA); positive regulation of transcription by RNA polymerase I. Gene Ontology annotation, molecular function: snoRNA binding. Bases 113 to 6412 code for a protein of 2099 amino acids. Gene Ontology annotation, cellular component: t-UTP complex; 90S preribosome; small-subunit processome.
AAAACUUGCCCGGGUAUAAACAGUAACACACGUGUUUCGCAGUUGUUCUUCGGUUUUAUUUAAAUUAAUCUAAAUUUGCUUGUUUUUUUUAUAUAUAAUUAUCUUUCCAAGAAUGACGACAAGCCUAGCAGCGCAGCUGCAGCGUUUGGCGGCCCCGCAAACAUCGCUGCUCUACGACAGCCGCAAAAAGCCGUCCAUCCUAUUCGAGGCCGGGAAAGCUGCCUCGAAGGAUCGGGAAGUAAUCUACGACAUCGGCGUCAGCGGGCUCGAAGAGCUGAUCCAGCUGAAUCCCAGCUUCGCCCAGUUCGAAGACACGCUGUUCGACAAAACCUCGAUCGAUUUGCAGCGCUCGGUGGAGAAUCAGGAAAUCAAUCGCAAGUUGGAUGCGAACAUACGGAAGUUCUUUUUUCAUUUGUCCCCGUACUUUAUGCUGCAACCGGCGCACAAGUGCUUGGAGUGGUUGAUUCGGCGCUUUCAUAUUCAUGAGUUUAACCGGGAGGAUUUCGUUAAUCUUAUUUUGCCCUAUCACGAGACGCUGAUUUUUGUGCGCUGCGUUCAAACACUGCAUAUUUCCGGCAGCAAUGAUCCGUUCUAUUGGCUGCAGGGUGUCAAGAAGAGUGGCGUGCCGAUCUCGAAGAAAGCUAUCGUCAAUCACGCUAAGGGAUCGUUUGGAUUUUUGAGGAACUUCGGUCAGUUUCUGGAGGGUGCCAUUAAAGAGCUGGAUUUUAAGGCGAAUAUUCUGCAGUCUAUGAUUGCGUUUUAUUGCACCACAACCAUUGGUGUGUUGGAAGCGCUAGACUCUGUUGGAGAGCAAUUCGUAACGGCGGUCAUUAAAACACUGGUGAAGGGACUCAGCUCGAAAUCGAUCGAUUUCACCGCCGCCAGUUACAUGGUUAUUGGAUAUAUGAUUACGAAGACCAGUUUGAGAGGUAAAUCGUUGGAGAUUAUUUUGAACAGGGUGUGCGGUUUGAUGCAUCCAGCGCUGGCGGUGAAUGCCGCCAUGCUGAUUGUGCUGAUUUUCCAAACACAACACGAGCAAAUCGGGGAACUUUCUGAGCAGUUGAUUGGGGUGAUAAUGGGUUCGAGGUGGCUACCGGCUGCGUUGUCUGUGACGCAGAAAAACGGAGUGGAUAUAGUGGUGCUGAUGAAGGCCGUUUUGGGGAAAUGCUUGAAGAAAAUCUGCCGGCAGGAUGCGGAGCUGGAGGCUUGCAAGAAGUUUUGUGAGGGAUUGCUGCUCGAGAUAACGCUCACCCAGGAGGAGUCGGAAGUUAUCAUUCAAUGUGUUUUGGAUACAUAUUUUCACAAGAAUCCGGCGGCGGCUGUUGCUAAGACAAAGUCCACCGAUGGGAACACCUCUGAGGUGAUCAGUUUGGAUUCGGACGAGGAGGACUUCGAGCGGAAGGAUGACGUCGUCACGCUUUGGUAUUCGGAUUUUCUGAAGCGGUUGGAGAACCAGUACCCGAACGGGUUCGACGGCGUGGUCAAGCGGAUUAUGAAGGGUCAGGAUAGUUUCUCACAGAACAAGCGGAAUGCGCUGCGGAACGUUCUCAGCUUUCUGAUGCAGGCCUCGUACAGCGAGAACGAUACGAGUGUUUUUGAGAAUCUGUUCCAUUACGAUACGGACCGGAGGGCGAAUGCGGUGCAUUAUUUGGUGGAGAAUUUUGCGAGUAUCAGCUUGAAGGGGGAUGGCAGCUGCGAGCUGCUCAGGGAUAGCAUCAAGGAACGUUUGGAGGACAAUCAUCCGGAGGUUUUCGCAGAGGUUCUCAAGUUGGGGACGGCUGAAUUGGUGAAGUUGAUCGGGAAGGACGAGUUGAUAGCGAAGCUGGCGAAAGUCAGCUUGAAAUGUUUGCGCUAUCCAAAAAAGUGGGAGUCGGUCACCCUGAAACUGAUUGAUCUGUUGACAGAUAAAGAAGUCUACGGGGGAACAAAUUUGAACAAAAUUAUUAUUAUUCUGUAUCCGUUCCUGUUCCCAACGAAAGAAGACGACAAGCAGGGUGAGAUCGUCGCACAACACGUUCUGGGGACGGAAUUUGCCCGGAAGCACAACAUCACGAUGCUGGCGAUGCAAAAAAUGGAUAGCUUUGAUUGUGAAUCGAUUUUAAACACGCUGGAAGAGAUGUUCGGUGAUGGGGAAAAUCUUCACGCCAUUCAGGUGUGUUUCAAUGUGCUUCUCGUGGCUUCAUCGUUGCCGCAGACAGCCCCGCUUGAGCUCGCUUUGCGUGUUUUCGAUUUUGUAAUACGCUUGUUGGGGAGAACAUUCAAAUAUGCGCCUUCCUCGAGUCUGAGCAACUUGAGAUUCAAUCGGUUGCCGAUGGAUAUUCACGUUAUUGUGACCGGUUAUUUGAUUGAAAGGGUCGAAUUCGAUUCGCAAUACGUUGCUCCGGAUUUGUCUAACCAGUCCAAAUCGUUGAGCUUACAGUUGAAGAUGUUUACUUUGUUGGUGGAAAAGUACUUCGCUAUCGGACAGAAGAAUGAAGCCAUCAAGCAGGUGUAUGGAAGCGAGUUGAGUAAGUUUCUCAAGCAAGUUUAUCCACAGCCCGAGCAGAGGGUUGAAUUUUUGGCCCGUAUUUAUACGGCUCAUUUGGUGGUGAGCACCGAUGGCGGUGCGGCAGACAUCCAACCGGAGGUUCAGGUGAUGUCUUUCAAGCUACUGAAUGCGAUGCUGAAGCAGGUGGCCUUCCAAUUGACGCCGAGUAUUUUACUCAGCAUUUUAUUGGGUCUCACAUCGGAUUCGGCAGUGAUCCGGGAGUGUGCACUCAUCACGCUGGAUCUAAUCGCGACAAACGAGAGCUGCACUCAGCAUCCUGACCACAGGUCGUUCCUUAGAAAGCUUCUGAAACGCCGCGAUGAGCUUGCCAUGGAUGGGGAGCAGCUGGCCCUCGUGAUGUUCACAGUAUUCUCGCACGACAAAAGCAACUCUUUCGCAGGGAUUCUCAACGAGCUGCUGAGCGGAGCGGUUGACGCGGAGACUCCUGAAUACAUCGCCGGAGGAAUAUUGGAAAUUUUGAAGCUGCUAGAUGAUGAGACCAUCUUUGCUAGAACGGUUCCCCGUGGGGUUCGUAUUCUGCAGCAGGUAGAUAGAAGCCGAAGUUAUAUUUUCAGUGCGUACGAAACGAAGCUGCUGAAGCUGCUGAUUGCCAGGAUCAAUCCAAACACUGCGGCUAAUUUGAGACGGUCCGAACAGUGCCGAGAGUUUGUCCGCAUGGUGCUUCAGAGCCAUCAGCCGCUGAGAAGUGCCGAUCGUAAGCACAUUACCACAUCGAUUCUGAUGAUCGAAACCAUUUCCGAUGAGCUGUUUGAGACGUUUUCCUCGCCCUAUGCCGGAGCGGUGCUGCGAUUGGUGGUUCAGGCCGCUACGGUCGCGCAGAAUGCCGAAACCAAUGCCGCCGCCGGGAAGCUUUUCAAGGGCCUGAAACUGGAUGCCGCGUUGUUCCUGCAUUUGCUGGACGAUAUGAUGGUUCCACAGGGAAAGAAAAAGGAUAAAUCGAAAGCCGAAAGUGAGAACACAUUCUCCUUAGCGGAAUGGAAGCACGGGGUCACGCUCCUGGAACUUCUUCAGAACAAAAAGUCGCUCACCAAUCAUGCGUUGCUGGUCCCUAAGCUAUUCGAUGUGCUUCGGUUCUGUCUGGACUUCGAAGAGCAAUCGGGGCUGGAAUACGUCAAGCAGAUGAUCCUCUCGCUGCUGCUGCAUUGCUGCGCGAAAUGUGAAGAAGCUGGCGAGACGCGAACGCCGCUUCCGGCGAACGCCUUGAAGGUGGAACUGAUUGUGCAGUGCAUCCGGGGGACCCAAAACCCUCAAACGCAUCACCAUGCGCUGCUGCUGCUGGCCCAUGUGUCCUAUCUGGUACCCGAGCAGGUGCUGCACAAUAUGAUGGAGAUUUUCACCUUCAUGGGAUCUUCGAUCGUGAGACAUGAUGAUGUCUACAGCAUUCAGAUCAUUUCCAAGAUCAUAGAGACGAUCGUACCAACGCUGGCGUUGGAUCGGAAAUCUUCCGGGGAGAAAUCCCAGGACAAGGUGAUUGCCAUACUGAAAAUUUUUUCCGACGUAAUUUUGGACGUUCCGGAGCACCGUCGGGUUCCGCUGUACACAAAGCUGAUCCAAACGCUGGGCGCCUCCGACUAUCUGUGGAUGUUCUUGGGAGUUCUGUUGGAGUCGGACGUCAUGAAAGGGGGUCGAAAGUCUGAGCUUGAAUCCGAGGAAAAGACGAGAAGGAAGAAGCAUCGUAUCGAAUCGGAGCACUCCCCGAACUUCAGCAAACGUCUGGAAAUCGCCAUGAACAUUGUGCGCGAUUUUCCACCGAAAGUGAUUAUCGAAACCUGCACACGGUUGAUUCAAUACAUCCAGGAGCUUCCGGUGCAGAUCAGUUCGAAGAGAGAUCGAAUGGAAAUCGAUUUGACUCAAGGCGGGGAUUGCGAAAUCUUCGGGAUCGAGAAUCACUCAAAUAAGCAGCUGCGACAUUACAGAUAUUCCACGAGUUUGUUCGUCAGCACCCUCAUCCGAUCGACCCAGGUCAUCAACGCCAUAGCGUUGCUCGAUGACAAGCAAACCGAGGGUAUGAAGGUUUGCUACCGGGAUUUGAUCGUCAGUAGUCUGGCGUAUGUGAACGUAGUUUCGAAAGUGGUCGACAAAUCUCGCAGUGAUCGGGAUGAACGGGAGAACUCCUAUUGGGAGAUAUGCCUGACUAAGUGCUACGAAAUUUUGGAAGGCACCAUCUCACUGCUGGCCCCCGAUAUGAUGAUAACCGUGUUCGUAGGGCUGCUGAAACACAAAACACUGAUGAUUCGGUUGAAGGUGAUCGACAUUUUCAACAAAAAACUCCAAUACCAUCAGGAUUAUUUCGAUGAAUCGCACCAUCCGCGACUGUUGGAACUGCUGACCCCUCUGAUGCACAUCAUCAAAGGUAUUUUCAAAGAGGAAAAUGUGGUGGGAAGCAAUACCGGGCGAUUCAAGAUCGCCCAGGAAGCGUAUCUCACUUUCAAACAUCUCUCGAAGAUUUUGGCGCAUCAAAACCCCGUCCAAUUCAAAGAAGUUCUCAGCGGAAUGAUGCAAGAACUGCACGAUUAUAAGAAAAAUCCCAACUCGCAACUGUUGGCAUCGCUGAUCCUUUGCAUCGGAGAGGUGAGCGUAAAUAUCGGCGCCCAUUCGAUCCCAUUCCUACCGAAAUACAUCCCAAUGCUAACCAGGUUUAUCACACAUCAACUGCAAUCGGAAGAAGUGUUUGACAUUCUUACCAGCAGUAUCGUAACAUCCAUCCUCAAACUCAUUGACGCGCUAUCGCGCUUCCUCAGCCCCUAUCUGACAUCGAUCAUUGUGGGAACAUCCAAACUGCAGGCGAAACUUGGCACCACCGAAGAUCCCCGCCUGUCGAACAUUUCCAACAGACUCACCCAAAUAUGGGAGAAACUUGCGUCACUCAUUCCGCUCCGUCUGCUGGUGCCAGCUAUCGAAGAUAGCUACAACGAGCUGAUCAAAGCCGGUUCGCUGGACGCAAUCGGACCUCUGAUGCGACUACUCUCCAAUUCGUUUAACCACAUUCAAACCAACGAAUUUUCCUCCCUUCAAUCGGAGCUCUCGGAUUUCUUCCUCUCCGCGCUUCAAUUCCGUUGCGAUCAUGCCUCCGGCGGCGCGAAGCCGACUCCCCCCGGGUCGAUCGACCUCACCGAGGAGCACGUGAUCAAGGCCUUCGUUGUGCUGAUACUCAAACUCUCCGAAAGCACCUUCCGUCCACUGUACUACAAAGUGUUCGAGUGGGCCACCCGCGAUAACUCCAGCAACGAUCGCGCCAUCACCUUCUUCAAUCUGUCAAGUCACGCGGCGGACGCCCUGAAACAUCUGUUCGUCCUAUUUGCCAGCGAGUUGAUCACGAAUGCGGCGAAGCUGCUCGAAGCCACGAACGCCGGCAAAAUAGCCGCCGAAGACGAACUGUUUUUCUCCCAGCCGAAGAAGAACGUCACCCUCAUCCGGUACAUCCUGCGAACGUUGCUGAGUGUGCUCGUGCACGAUAAUCAGAACUUCAUCAACGCGAUCCGUUUCGACACGCUGAUGCAACCGAUCGUGGAUCAACUGGAAAAUAGUCUCGUCCUAGCGGAGGACGACGUUCGCCGAUUGGUGGUUGACUGUCUGUCCCAGUUGGUCGUUGCCGUGGCGGAUGACACGCUUUGGAGGCAACUCAACCACCAGGUGCUGCUGAAAACCAGAAACAACGAUCCGGAAAUAAGACUAUUCGCGCUGGAAGCCUGCACGGACAUCGUGCGCAGGAUCGGGGAGAAUUUUGCGCCGCUGUUGCCCGAAUCGAUACCAUUUUUGGCCGAACUGAUGGAGGACGAGAACCAAGCGGUGGAGCGGGCGGUCAAGAGGACGAUUCGGGAGGUGGAAAAGGUUACCGGCGAGCCGUUGCACAAGUAUCUGUGAGCGGUGGUGAUGCGCAGGGGGAACACAGUAGGCGUUGGGGUCAUGAGAGAAGACCGAGAUUGUUUGCAAAUAGUUAUUAGUUAUGUUUACUAAUGGCCUGAAAUACAAAUUAUUU